Paramecium tetraurelia is the source of this 675-nucleotide messenger RNA. RefSeq lists its product as uncharacterized. Gene Ontology annotation, molecular function: structural constituent of ribosome. The record is from RefSeq and is a predicted model, not a curated record. Gene Ontology annotation, biological process: translation; maturation of SSU-rRNA from tricistronic rRNA transcript (SSU-rRNA, 5.8S rRNA, LSU-rRNA). The transcript is spliced from 2 exons. Lineage: Eukaryota; Ciliophora; Oligohymenophorea; Peniculida; Parameciidae. Gene Ontology annotation, cellular component: cytosolic small ribosomal subunit; ribosome.
AUGGGUAUUUCAAGAGAUAGCAGACACAAAAGAAGACUCACAGGUGGUCGUAUGCCAAUUCAUAAGAAGAAGAGAGCUUUCGAGAAAGGAAGACAAGCUGCUAUGACUAAAUUAGUAUCUGGCGAAAAGAGAGUUAGAAGAUUGAGAGUCCGAGGAGGAAACUUUAAAUUCAGAGCUCUUCGUUUAUCAGAUGGAAAUUUCUCUUGGGCUAGCGAAGGUGUUGCAAAAAAAGCAAAGAUUGUCGAAGUUGUUUAUCAUCCAUCAAAUAAUGAAUUAGUCAGAACCAAAACACUCACCAGAGGUGUCAUUGUGUAAGUAGAUGCUACACCAUUCAAAUAAUUUUAUUUAAAAAAAUACAACAUCGAUUUGGGAGCCAAAAAGACUCAAAAGAAGGACUAACCAGCACCUUAAGAAGUCAAGAAAUCAAACUCAUUAAAAAAGAAACUAGAAGCCAGAUUGAAGGAUAGAGUUAUUGAUAAUUUAGUUGCUGAAUAAUUCUAAAAUCAAAGACUUCUAGUCAGAAUCACAUCAAGACCGGGACAAUCUGGCAGAGCCGACGGUUACAUUCUUGAAGGAAAGGAACUUGAAUUUUAUGUUAAGAAGGUCGAAUAAAAGAAAAAAUGAGUUUUUCUCUAUUCAUAGUACAUUAGUAAUAGAUUUAUCAAGUAAUAUUAA